Molecule: messenger RNA, 1976 nt
Organism: Hippocampus zosterae (dwarf seahorse)
Lineage: Eukaryota; Metazoa; Chordata; Actinopteri; Syngnathiformes; Syngnathidae
Product: calreticulin-like
Exons: 9
Coding region: 79-1296 (405 amino acids)
Biological process (GO): protein folding
Cellular component (GO): endoplasmic reticulum; endoplasmic reticulum membrane
Molecular function (GO): calcium ion binding
Source: RefSeq, a predicted model, not a curated record
CACCUGGCUCGCCUGUAUUAGCUGACGGUCGCCGUGGUGGGGCGUCUUCAAGCCCAACUCAGUUUACCCGAGCAAGUGAUGCCGCUGCCGGCCGCCUUCUUCGUGCUCGUAGCCUCGCUCGCCUGCAGCGGCCACGCCACCGUCUUCUUCAAGGAGCAGUUUCUCGAUGGAGAUGGUUGGAGGAGCAGGUGGGUGGAGUCCAAGCACAAGGACGAUUAUGGCAAAUGGACGUUGAGUGCUGGAAAGUUAUAUGGUGACGCUGAGCUUGAUAAGGGCGUGCAAACCAGCGAGGAUGCGCACUUCUACGCGCUCUCGGCGCGCAUGGAACCGUUCAGCAACGAGGGCAAAGUCCUGGUGAUCCAGUUCAGUGUCAGGCAUCAGCAGGGGAUCGAUUGCGGCGGAGGCUACAUCAAAAUCUUUGACGCCCGACUCGACCAGACCCAGAUGAAUGCCAAUUCGCCCUUCUCCAUCAUGUUUGGUCCCGACAUCUGCGGCGCGCCCAUCAAGAAGGUUCAUGUCAUCCUCAACUAUAAGGGACAAGGACACCAAAUCAAGAAAAACAUUCCGUGCAAGGACGACGAGCUGAGUCACGUGUACACGCUGGUGCUGCGUCCGGACCAAACGUAUCAGGUGAAGAUCGACAACCGGGAGGUGGCGUCGGGCUCGCUGGAGGACGACUGGGACCUGCUGCCCCCCAAGACCAUCAAAGACCCCCUGGCCAGCAAGCCGGCCGACUGGGACGACCGGCCCACCAUGCCCGACCCCGACGACACCAAGCCCGAGGAUUGGGACCAGCCAGAAACCAUCCCGGACCCCAAACACCGUAAACCCAGCGACUGGCGAGAGGACAUCGACGGCGUGUGGUCGCGUCGGGUGAUGCUCAAUCCCGACUAUAAGGGCGACUGGACGCCCAGGCAGAUAGACAACCCCAAAUACGAAGGCUUGUGGGUCCCCCCUGAAAUCCCCAACCCAGAUUACGUUCACGACGCAGAAAUGUACAAAUUCCACAACAUCGGCGUGCUGGGAUUGGAAUUGUGGCAGAUGAGGUCCGGAACUGUCUUUGACAACUUCCUCAUCACCGAUGACAUCCGGGAAGCCGAAGAGUUUGCCCGGCAGACUUGGGGACUCAUGCGGGCAGCGGAGAAAAAGAUGAAGGAAGAGCAAGACGAGCUGGAGAGGAAGAAGUGGGACGACGAGCACAACACGAAGGACAACUUGGACGUUGACUUUGGUGAUGAUCACGAUGACAAGGCUGAUGACAAGAAGCCCGUGCGGAAAAUCAACACCGAGCUGUAGUUCUGCGUUCGGAUGGGAGUUGAGUGUAUUUGCUACCAAUAUGGUUACCCAAAGUGCACACGCAACCUAAUCUGCAUCGCAAAUAUGGCAACACCAGAUGGGCAAAAUACAUGAAAACGUGGUUAGCUUUGGUGUCACUCACAUGUAUCGAAUGACCUCAAAAUGCCGGAAAGCCCACCAAUUAUAGCCCCGCCCCCCUCCGCACCAAAGAAAACUCCCUCUUUGCGUGGCCCGGAAUUUUGCAAAUAAAAAGUUUCCCCCCCUGGAUACCAUUUUAGCCGAUCAACACAAAAUUGGAUGGUCAUGACUAUUUGGAAUUGAUGCGCGAAAAAAAGUCUCAGGAACAUAGUUUGACUUCUCGUUAUUUAUUCUUACUUGGUCUUGAAUGCAAAUGCUGCUCUGUGUGUUAAAAGUAUAAUGAUCCUCAUUCUCCUCCUCUAUACUGGUUUUGAGCUUCUGCCAAUGAAAUAGCACACCUCGACAAUCUGACUCGCAAACUUUGUCAAGGAAACAACAAAAAUUGAAGCCUACGCGUCUGCUUGGGGCACACGGUGGGCCAGGAUGGAAGAAUAACUUUUAAUGUUUUUUCUUUUAAGUCAGUACCUGGAAAGAUUUGAAAUGCAUCUCUUUGUUUGGAAUAAAAGAUCAAUAAAAUAAGGGCACCAUUGCCACCUACUGGA